AUAGACAGAGAGAGACCCGGCUGGUGGGCGAGAUUAUGAUAGAUGUGACAGAAAGUUCGUCGUGCAGAGUCAGAUGUGAGGCACUAAUUUCCUCGUAUACAACUAGUACGCACCCUUCAGCUCAUUCUAUCUGAACUAUAAUCCCGGGAUGGAAGAGCCGAUAUAAAAGAAAAAGGAGCGUUUUUCUAAAGAAUACAAAUUAUUCAGCGUUGAGGACCAAAUAGCAGAACAUACGUGGAAUAUACAGCUGGUUGGAACGAGGUUCUUCCACUAUGGGCUGUGUGGGGUCCAAGGGGCAGCAGGAUCCCAGCAGCAAAGGUGUGGUCAAUGAUGACUCUCUGAACCAGACUCAGACAACCCACUACGUCAAAGACCCCACCACAGGGACCAAGGCUAACAGAACCAUCACCGUUGCCCCUCCAGUCCCCUCUAAUGGUACUGAGAGCAUUGCCAUUGCACUGUAUGACUAUGAGGGUGUAAAUGAUGGAGACCUGGACUUCAAGAAGGGAGACAAGCUUAAAAUCUUACAGGAAUCUGGAGAAUGGUGGAGAGCACAGUUAAUUAGCACAGGCAAGGAAGGCUACAUCCCCAAUAACUAUGUAGCCAUAGACAGACUUGAAACCGAAGAGUGGUUCUAUAAAGGAGUGAGCAGGAAAGAUGCAGAGAGGCAGCUGCUAGCGUCAGCAAACAAAACGGGAUCGUUCAUGAUCCGUGACAGUGAGACCACCAAGGGCAGCUACUCCUUAUCCGUAAGGGACAGUGAUUCCCAAUCAGGAGACACAGUCAAGCAUUACAAGAUCCGUACACUGGAUAACGGUGGCUUCUACAUCUCUCCACGCAUCACCUUCAACAACCUGCAGGAACUGGUCAGCCACUAUAAAAAGCAGGGAGAUGGUCUGUGCCAGGCCUUGACCAGCCCCUGCCUCAGUCCCAAGCCCCAGAAGCCCUGGGAGAAGGAUGCCUGGGAGAUCCCUCGGGAGUCCCUCAAACUUGAUAGGAAGCUCGGGGCUGGCCAAUUCGGAGAGGUCUGGAUGGCUACAUACAACAAGCACACCAAGGUGGCAGUGAAGACCAUGAAGCCUGGCACCAUGUCGGUAGAGGCUUUCCUGGACGAGGCAAACCUGAUGAAGGCCUUGCAGCACGACAAGCUGGUCCGUCUGAACGCUGUGGUUACCAAAGAGGAACCAAUCUACAUCAUCACAGAGUUCAUGGAAAAGGGCAGUUUGCUGGACUUCUUGAAGAGUGAUGAGGGCAACCGUGUGCAGCUCCCCAAACUCAUUGACUUCAGUGCACAGAUUGCAGAAGGAAUGGCCUACAUCGAGCAGAGGAACUAUAUUCACCGAGACCUGCGUGCCGCCAACAUCCUGGUCUCGAAGGCUCUGGUGUGCAAGAUUGCUGACUUUGGCCUCGCUCGAAUCAUCGAGGACAAUGAGUACACAGCCAGGGAAGGAGCAAAGUUCCCUAUCAAAUGGACGGCCCCAGAGGCAAUCAACUUUGGCUCCUUCACCAUCAAAUCAGAUGUCUGGUCCUUUGGCAUCCUACUGACCGAGAUCAUCAGCUAUGGACGCACACCAUAUCCAGGUAUGACAAACCCAGAAGUGAUUCGCUCUCUGGAGAGCGGCUACCGCAUGCAGCGCACCGACAGCUGUCCACAGGAACUCUAUGACAUCAUGUUGGAGUGCUGGAAGAACAAGCCCGAGGACCGGCCCACCUUUGAGUAUCUGCAGAGUGUCCUGGAGGAUUUCUACACUGCAACAGAGAGCCAGUACCAGCAACAGCCAUGAUCCAGAAUGAUUCAGGCAGAUACCUACUCUCUCAUACUCUUAUACAAAUGGACAUGUGUACAGACAAACCUACAGAGAAAAAAGGGCAUCUGAACAUGUUUCAGAUGGUUCCUUAUGAAAUAUGGCAUUUACUGUAACUUAGUGAAGUAUGACCUAACAAAUUUAUUACAGUGAUUCAUGAAAUGGCUGAGUGUAAGGCGUUUUCAACAUUUUUAUUUAUUUAUAUUUCAUUUGCAUAUCGUGUUGGGUGACUUUACCUUCCCUUCCCCUUUGUAGUUAGCUCUGCCAGUCCUGUUUGUUUGUUUGUUGUAUGAAUUAACUGUGCUCUAACUAUGUAUUUUUGAAUUUGCUUUGCAUACACGCCCAGAAAUUGCACAAAAUGAGAUUUCCUAUGUAUAUUGCCCAGGGCAUACAGUAUAUUGGAAAAUGUUAUUUUUAUUCUGGCAUAUACCAUUGAAUCACUAUAAUUCACUGAACAAGCACUGGAGUACAACAGUAUAAUCUUUUAAUUUAAUCUUUUGAUUGUCUAUUUGGUAAGGUGAUUAAUUUAUUCAAGCCAAGAGUACCUGUCCAUUCUCUAUACUGAAUGCACAAUAUAUACACAAAAGUAUGUGGACACCCCUUCAAAUGAGUGGAUUUGGCUAUUUCAGCCAUACCCGUUGCUUACCGGUGUAUAAAUCGAGUGUACAGUCAUUCAAUCUCCCUAGACAGAUAUUGGCAGUAAAAUGGCCUUACUGAAGAGCUCAGUGAAUUUCAACUUGGCACCGUCAUAGUCAGUUGGUCAAAUGUCUGCCCUGCUAGAUCUGCCCCAGUCAACUGUAAGUGCUGUUAUUGUGAAGUGAAAACGUCUAGGAGCAAUAACAGCUCAGCUGCAAAGUGGUAGGCCACACAAGCUCACAGAACAGGACCGGUGAGUGCUGAAGCACGUAGCCCGUAAAAAUCUUCUGUUCUCUGUUGCCAAAAUGUAGUUCUGUCCUUGAGCUGUUUUUGUCUAUUCAUCUUCUGUAUUACGUCAUGUUUCAUGUUCUGUGUUAGACCCCAGAAAGAGUAGCUGCGGCUUACAAAACAGCUAAUAAGGAUCUUAAUAAAAUACUCACUACCGAGUUCCAAACUGCCUCUGGAAGCAAUGUCAGCACAGUAACUGGUCGUCGGGAGCUUCAUGAAAUGGGUUUCCAUGGCUGUGCAUAGUGCCAACUGUAAAGUUUGGUGGAGGAGGAAUAGUGGUCUGGGGCUGUUUUUCAAGGUUCGGGCUAGGCCCCUUAGUUCCAGUGAAGGGAAAUCAUAAUGCUACAGCAUAGAAUGACAUUCUGGAUGAUUCUGUGCUUCCAACUUUGUGGCAACAGUUUGGGGAAGGCCCUUUCCUGUUUCAGCAUGACAAUACCCCCCGUGCACAAAGCAAGGUCCAUACAGAAAUGGUAUGUUGAGAUCGGUGUGGAAGAACUUGACUGGCCUGCACAGAGCCCUGACCUCAACCCCAUCGAACACCUUUGGGAUGAAUCAGUGCCCAACCUCACUAAUGCUCUUGUGGCUGAAUGGAAGCAAGUCCCCUCAGCUAUGUUCUAACAUCUAGUGGAAAGCCUUCCCAGAAGAGUGGAGGCUGUUAUGACAGCACAUGGGGGGACCAACUCCAUAUUAAUGCCCAUGUGUUUGGGACGAGAUGUUCCAAACACAUGUAGAGUAUAUACGGUGCCUUCGGAAAGUAUUCUUGAAUUUUUCCACGUUUUGUUACAUUACAGCCUUAUUCUAAAAUGUAUUAAAUAAAUACUAAAAUGCUCAGCAAUCUACACACAAUACCCCGUGAUGACAAAGCAAAAACAGGUCUUUAGAAAACAAAAAUACAUUUCUUACAUAAGUAUUAAGAACCUUUGUUAUGAGACUCGAAAUUGAGCUCAGGUGCGUCCUGUUUCCAUUGAUCAUCCUUAAGAUGCCUGUGGUAAAUUCAAUUGAUUGGACAUGAUUUGGAAAGGCACACACACCUUUCUAUAUAAGGUCCCACAGUUGACAGUGCAUGUCAGAUCACAAACCAAGCCAUGAGGUUAAAGGAAUUGUCCAUAGCGCUCCAAGACAGGAUUGUGUCGAUGCACAGAUCUGGGGAUGGGUACAAAAAAAAUGUCUUUGGCAUUGAAAGUCCCCAAGAACACAAUGGCCUCCAUCAUUCUUAAAUGGAAGAAGUUUGGAACCACCAAGACUCUUCCUAGAGCUGGAAGCCCGGCCAAAUUGAGCAAUCGGGGGAGAAGGGCCUUUGUCAGGGUGGUGGCCAAGAACCUGAUGGUCUCUCUGACAGAGCUCUAGUGUUCCUCUGAGGAGAUGGGAGAACCUUCCAGAAGGACACCCAUCUCUGCAGGACGCCACCAAUCAGGCCUUUAUGGUAGAGAAGCCAGACUGUAGCCACUCCUCAGUAAAAGGAUGUCACGCCCUGACCUUAGAGAGACGUUUUAUUUCUCUAUUUGUUUAGGUCAGGGUGUGAUUUGGGUGGGCAUUCUUUGUUUUCUAUUUUUGGCCGAUUGUGGUUCCCAAUCAGAGUCAGCUGUCUAUCGUUGUCUCUGAUUGGGAAUCAUACUUAGCCAGCCUUUUUCCCACCUAAUGUUGUGGGUAAUUAUUUAUUUUCUGUGUGUGCUUGUGUGCGCCACGGUUGCAUCACUUUCGGUUUCUGUUUACCUGUUUUUUUGUGAAGGUUUCACUUUAUUAAAGGUUUCACUUUAUUAAAGAUGUGGAAUUACAUGCAUGCUGCGCCUUGGCUCAUCUAUGACAGAGAGUUUGAAGACAGUGAACGUGACAAGGGAACAUGACAGCCCGCUCGGAGUUUGCCCAAAGUCACCAAAAGACUCUCAGACCAUGAGAAACAAGAUUCCCUGGUCUGAAGAAACCAAGAUUGAACUCUUAGGCCUGAAUGUCAAGUGUCACGUCUGGAGGAAACCUGGCACCAUCCAUACGGUGAAGCAUGGUGGUGGCAACAUCAUGCUGUGGGUAUGUUCUUCAGUGGCAGGGACUGGGAGAUUAGUCAGGAUCGAGGGAAAGAUACUUGAUGAAAACCUGCACAGGGCGCUCAGAACCUCAGAUUGGGGCGUAGGUUCACCUUACAACAGGAAAAUGACCCUAAGCACACAGCCAAGACAACGCAGGAGUGGCUUCAGGACAAGUCUCUGAAUGUCCUUGAGUGGCCCAGCCAGAGCCCGGACUUGAACCCGAUCGAACAUCUCUUGAGACCUGAAAAUAGCUGUGCAGCAACGCUCCCCAUUCAACCUGACAGAGCUUGAGAGGAUUUGCAGAGAAGAAUGGAAGAAACUCCCCAAAUACAGGUGUUCCAAGCUUGUAGCGUCAUACCCAAGAAGACUUGAUGCUGUCAUCGCUGCCAAAGGUGCUUCAACAAAGUACUGAGUAAAGGGUCUGAAUAAUUAUGUAAAUGUGAUUUCAGGUUUUUUGUAUUUUUAAAUGAGCAAAAAUGUCAACCUGUUUUUACUUUGUCAUUAUGGGGUACUGGGAGGGAAAAAACAUUUAAUACAUUUUAGAGUAAGGCUGUAACAUUACAAAAUAUAGAAAAAGUCAAUGGGUCAGAAUACUUUCCGAAGGCACUGUAUAGGCUACACAGGGUAAUAAUGUGAGAUAUUGUGAGGGACAAUGUGACAUUUUUAGAAAACGCAAUUUUGUUAUUUGCUUUGUUUUUUAACGCUUUUAUGUAGGCCACUGUUAUCAUUUAACUAACUUGGCUGAAUAAUUUGUGCAUUUAGAUAGACAAUUGACUGCACAGACAUUCAAUGGUGGAUAGGGGAUCUUUUCAUAUGAACAAUGUUUUUUUUUAAACAAAAUGCUUUUUGAUAUUUUGUUAUAGAUGCUUGUAAGUGCAAUAAAGAAAAUUAGUUAAA
Messenger RNA from Oncorhynchus nerka (sockeye salmon), 5647 nucleotides. RefSeq names its product tyrosine-protein kinase HCK-like. Gene Ontology annotation, molecular function: ATP binding; signaling receptor binding; non-membrane spanning protein tyrosine kinase activity. The transcript has 13 exons. Lineage: Eukaryota; Metazoa; Chordata; Actinopteri; Salmoniformes; Salmonidae. The record is from RefSeq and is a predicted model, not a curated record. Bases 273 to 1784 code for a protein of 503 amino acids. Gene Ontology annotation, biological process: cell surface receptor protein tyrosine kinase signaling pathway; protein phosphorylation; innate immune response. Gene Ontology annotation, cellular component: extrinsic component of cytoplasmic side of plasma membrane.